This is a messenger RNA of Myotis brandtii (Brandt's bat), 3167 nucleotides long. It is a transcript of the gene TENT4A, whose product is annotated as PAP associated domain containing 7. The record is from RefSeq and is a predicted model, not a curated record. Lineage: Eukaryota; Metazoa; Chordata; Mammalia; Chiroptera; Vespertilionidae. Gene Ontology annotation, cellular component: nucleolus; TRAMP complex. Gene Ontology annotation, molecular function: mRNA binding; poly(A) RNA polymerase activity. Bases 35 to 1663 code for a protein of 542 amino acids. Gene Ontology annotation, biological process: RNA 3'-end processing. The transcript has 12 exons.
ACUUCAUGAGGAAAUAAUUGACUUCUAUAACUUCAUGUCCCCUUGUCCUGAAGAAGCAGCCAUGAGAAGAGAGGUGGUGAAACGGAUCGAAACUGUGGUUAAAGAUCUUUGGCCAACAGCUGAUGUCCAGAUAUUUGGCAGCUUUAGUACUGGUCUCUAUCUUCCGACUAGUGACAUCGACUUAGUGGUCUUUGGAAAAUGGGAGCGUCCUCCUCUCCAACUGUUGGAGCAGGCCCUGAGGAAGCACAACGUGGCUGAGCCAGGCUCCAUCAAAGUUCUGGACAAAGCUACAGUACCAAUAAUAAAACUCACAGACCAGGAGACUGAAGUUAAAGUUGACAUCAGCUUCAACAUGGAGACUGGGGUCCGGGCAGCAGAGUUCAUCAAGAAUUAUAUGAAGAAAUAUUCAUUGCUGCCUUACUUGAUUUUAGUAUUGAAACAGUUCCUCCUGCAGAGGGACCUGAAUGAAGUUUUUACCGGUGGAAUUAGCUCAUAUAGCCUAAUUUUAAUGGCCAUUAGCUUUCUACAGUUGCAUCCAAGAAUUGAUGCCCGGAGAGCUGAUGAAAACCUUGGAAUGCUUCUUGUAGAAUUUUUUGAACUCUAUGGAAGAAAUUUUAAUUACUUGAAAACUGGUAUUAGAAUAAAAGAAGGAGGUGCCUAUAUUGCCAAAGAAGAGAUCAUGAAAGCCAUGACCAGCGGGUAUAGACCUUCGAUGCUGUGCAUUGAGGACCCCUUGCUGCCUGGAAAUGAUGUUGGCCGGAGCUCCUAUGGGGCCAUGCAGGUGAAGCAGGUUUUUGAUUACGCGUACAUUGUACUCAGUCAUGCUGUGUCACCGCUUGCAAGGUCCUAUCCAAACAGAGAUUCGGAAAGUACUUUAGGAAGAAUUGUCAAGGUAACUCAGGAAGUGAUUGACUACCGGCGGUGGAUCAAGGAGAAGUGGGGCAGCAAGGUCCACCCAGCUCCCGACCUUGACAAUAGAAUUAAGAUAAAAGAGCGAAUAAACUCAUGUGAUGGGGAGCAGCCCCAGCGCCGAGACCCGGAGCCACCCUACACCCAGCACCUGACCUUGUCUCUGCCCUGCCCCCAGCUUCUCUCCUCGGGCUCCUCUGCGUCUUCCGUGUCUUCACUUUCCGGAAGUGACAUUGAUUCCGACACCCCGCCCUGCACAACGCCCAGCGUUUACCAGUUCAGUCUGCAAGCACCCACUCCCCUGCUGGCCAGCUUGCCGACCGCCUUGCCCAUGCCGAGUGGCAAGCCUCAGUCCACUACUUCCAGAACAUUGGUCAUGACAACUAACACUCAGACUAGGUUUACUAUACCUCCGCCGACCUUGGGGGUGGCCCCCAUUCCUUGCAGACAAGUUGGUGUUGAAGGAACUUCAGCACUGAAGGCCGUGCACCACAUGUCUUCCCCGGCCAUUCCAUCCGCGUCUCCUAACCCGCUCUCCAGCCCUCAUCUGUAUCAUAAGCAGCACAGUGGCAUGAAGCUGGCCAUGAAAGGCUCUCACAACCACAGCCAAGGCGGCAGCUACAGCUCUGUGGGCAGUGGAGGUGUUCGACCCCCUGUGGGCAACCGAGGACACCACCAGUAUAACCGUACCAGCUGGAGGAGGAAAAAACACACGCACACGAGGGACAGCCUGCCUGUCAGUCUCAGCAGAUAAUAGCUCCUGGUGGCGCCUCCUGGCCACCACCCUUCCGAGACUGACCCGGGUGGCCUCGGCGCCUGGCAAGAACUGAGACCAGCAUCCAGCACAUCAGCCGGGCCCCUCAAACGCCUGCCGCUGAUCACUCUGCAUGUUCCUUGUGUGGUGGUCACGUCCAUCUUAAAGAACAGCUCCUUGUGCUCAUCUGUGAAGCCUUAUUCCACGUGGACGCUGUUUUCUGCCUUCCCAGGAUCCUUCCAGAAGCAGGUCUGGACCUGGAGCUGCAGGGGGUGAAGUCGGCUUGGGCGUUUGUUUCUCAGCUGUGUCUGUUCCUUCGAGGUUGGGUGUUUUCAUCUUAUGUUUGUCAGAGCCACAGAGAUCAACCCCAUAUCGGCUCUUCCUCGGUGGAUGGAUGGAGGUCACAUUGUUUUACUGCCCUCACGUUUUGUUUCAAGUUUCAGAACUGUUUUUUCUAUGUAAAUAUUGAAAACUUAUCAUUUGUGCAAUAACUCAGAUAUUUUUUAUUUAAUUUCCUAUUUUCACAUAAGUUAUAUUUAAGGGAAGAGGGAAUUUUUUUUUAAACAAGCUUAGGUCCUUUCCCGAGUUGCUUUUCUAAGUUGGGUUCAUAGAGUCAGCUGGUUGUCUGGUGAGCACCGUUGCAAACACCAUGAGUGAGGGGCUUGGGUUUAUUUUUAUGUUUAUUCUUUGGGUCAGAGGGGAAGCCUCUCAAUUUAUGAUGAAGGAGCCGAGUUGCCCCCUAGUUUUCUGAAGGGGUUUGGCCCCCGAGUCUUCUGACCAGCUGCCUGCCGGUUCUGCCGUCCAGCCUGUCUAUUGUCUCGCUCUGACCAUGGAGUUUUAACGUUUUGGUUUUUGGUUCUUUUAAACUAGACAACAAAUCCAGCAUUUAAAGUGCCAGAAGUAUAACUUUCUAAGGGGAGAAGAGGUUAUCACAUUAUAAAAUCCAAAAAAAAAAAAAAAUGUGAACUACAUGCUUCAGUCAGCUUUAGUAAUAACAGCCUGUAAUGAUGGGGCUGGUGAGGAUCAUGACGGACAAUGGUGCCCAGUUUAGGAAUGUGGAGAAAGGAAUUAUGUUGAUUCCAUUGAGGAAUCUGUAUAGCAGUAUGCAUUCGUUCUGUUAAGAGCAAAUAUAGGAAAAGUACUUCAGCUGCUCAGCAAAUAUAGGAAAAACGCUUCAGCUGCUCAGCUCGCUGUGGGGAGUAUUCCUAAUGCUUGCAGGAGAGCACAGCCCAGUGUCGGGCUGGGAGGGCUGGCGCCCAACUUGAGAAGCAUACAGGUAUACUAUGCAAGUGUAUUCUGCCAUGACAACCACUGUCUUUGUUACCUUUUUUUGAACAAGAAUAUAUCCAUCCUGCCUAACCCUGAGUUUUUGGAGCACUACAAUUGUCCUGGGAUUUAGCUGCAUCUCAUAGGUCUGACUUCCCAUUUCUAACAUGGGGUAUUGGCCCCGCUGAACACUACAGGGAGGUUGGCCUUUGGAGUCCACUAGUGGAGUAUGUUGAGA